AUGAUCAUCAGGCUGGGGGUGAUCUAUUCCCUGUAUGUCUCCGAGUACUUCUCCCAGAGCGCACAGAAGCUGUCCUUCUACAGCUGGUAUGGGAACGCCAAGCUCUUCCACUUCCAUGUGCCAGAAGACACUGUGCUGCUCCGUUGGCUCCUGCAGGCAUCCCGGGGGAAAGGACCCGAGUGCACCAGCAUGGAGAUCACAGUGCACUUUCGCCACGGAGCCCCUCCCGUGAUCAACCCCCUGGGCACUCGCUUCCCUGCCAACGCCACCGUCCGUCCUUCCUACAACAUCAGCAUCACCCUGAGCAGUGCUGUGCAGAACACCACCUUCGUGAACGUCACCACCCCCGCUGCAGGGGACUGGUUCAUCGCUGCCCACCUGCCCGAGGCUGCCGGCAGGAUCGAGGUGAAGGGUUUCUCCACUCCAUGCCCCUAUAUGUUCCAGGCAGAUAUGUUUGUGCUCAGACUCACUGAUAUGCCUGUCCUGGAGCCUGGUGUUCCCAUGCCACACACGGUUGUCUCGCCUGCUAAGCCACUGCAUGUCAAGGUCUUCGUCCCCAAACACGCCGCGGGGAUGCGGUUCCAGCUGCGGAGCUGCCUGACAAGCGACCAGAAAGCGUGUGCUGUGCGGGUGGUGCUGGGCUCCAUCACACUGCCCCAGUCCUUCCAGAAGACCCUCACCUGCACAGGGAGUGCAAACUGCAGCCUGGCCCUGGAUUCGCCCCCCUGGGAGAAGUGGCUGCAGGUCAUGGUGGAGAGUCUCGGCACUGCCAAUGCCAGCGUGUCCGUGGAGAUGCUGGCUUCUUUCACAGUUUGCAGACCAGGAAGCGCCAGUUCCUUCCUUAACUUCAUCAGCCUAAACCAGAGCCAGGCUGGUGCCAGACCAGGUACCACAGGGGCCGCAGGGAGCUCUGCUCAGGCUGCUGGAGAGGCUCCACGCAACACAUCUGGCCAGAGGAGCUCCUGCCUGCAGAACCAGCCCGUGGUCCGUGAGGACCUGGAUGUUGUGUCGGUGCGCUACAGGCUCCUCAACGGCCCCAGCGUGCCCGUGAACUCCCUGUCCCCCACCCUGCUCCUGCUCAACCUGAACACUGGCAUGGACAGCGGGGGUUCCCUCGUGGUCAGUCUCCUGCUUAACAAGACAUCUGUGAGCCUGGCCAAUGCCACCGUGGUUGGAUGUGUGAGCGCUGCCUCCCCGGUGCUGUCCCUCAACGCCACACGGAACUGCAGCACAGCUUUUUCCCAGGGCUACCCUCUGAGCGUGAGCACAUCCUCUGCAGAGGCAAUGCUGAUUGUCCUGUACCCUCAGACUGAUGACUGGUUCCUGUCCCUGCAGCUGCUCUGCCCAAAGGGCCAGGGAGAAUGUCCCAGUGCAGAAGCCAAAGUGACGGUGUUCGCGUACCUCACCCCCUGCUUCAACGACUGCGGCCCCUACGGGCAGUGCAGCCUCCUGAGGAGACACGGGUACCUCUACGCUGCCUGCAGCUGCAAGGCUGGUUGGGGUGGGUGGAGCUGCACGGACGACACCAAGGCCCAGUCCAUCGGGGCACAGAACUUGGCCACCCUCCUGCUCACCCUGAGCAACCUCAUGUUCCUGCCAGCCAUAGCAGUCGCUGUCCAUCGCUACUACCUGGUGGAGGCCUCUGUCUACACCUACACCAUGUUCUUCUCCACGUUCUACCACGCGUGUGACCAGCCGGGCGUCGCAGUGAUGUGCAUCAUGGACUACGACACGCUCCAGUACUGUGACUUCCUGGGCUCCGUGGUGUCCAUCUGGGUGACCAUCCUGUGCAUGGCCCGGGUGAAGAAGAUCCUGAAAUACGUAAGUGUCAGGAGUUUGGCUCGUGAACCUGCAUGCUUGGAGGGACCUGGCCUGAAGGGACUGAGGUUUGGGGGAAAGGUCCUUUUCAUCUUGGGGACCUUGUUAAUUGCCAUGUCCCUGCAGCUGGACCGCAGAGGGGUGUGGAACAUGAUGGGUCCCUGCCUCUUCGCCCUCGUCAUCAUGAUUGCAGCGUGGGUUCACCAUGGAACCAAACGCAGACACUGCUACCCCUCCUCGUGGAAGCGCUGGGUCUUCUACCUCCUCCCAGGGAUCACCUUGGCUUUCAUUGCCAUCUCAGUGUAUGCAUUCAUGGAAACCAAUGAGAACUACUACUACACCCACAGCAUCUGGCACGUGCUGGUGGCCUGCAGUGUCGCUUUCCUGCUCCCUCCUCGGGACAAGCAUAAGAAGCCCUGGGCUUGGUCCAAGAAGCUCACUUGUCGCUACCAGAUCUGCCAGAACGACCGUGAGGAGCUCUACGCCGUGACCUGACCUGCCCAGCUCCCUCUCGUGGGGGUGGAGGGCUGGGGAAGCUGCUCUUUGCCUGGGCUGCCCCUCGCACAUGGUCAAUCCUCUUACUGCUCAUCCCCUGGCCAGGAGGGCCCAGUGUGGACCGGGUUGAAAGGUGAAGAUGGUGGGCUGGUCUUGUGGAGAUGAGUUUGAGGCCACCUCUGCUUUUCUGCUGGGAUGGGGCAGGCUCUUCGUGGUUCCAGAUCAAGGAAUAGCCUGUCCCCCACCUCCCCAUGGCCCUGGGGGAAAUUGCCGACCCUUUUUUCCCCCCUGCUGCAUCCAUGAGGCUUGGGCUUUGCCCAUGCUGAGCUGGAGCCAAGGCUUUGGCUGCUGGGCUCUUCUCUCUGCCCCCUGUCCUGGCAGAGGCCUGUGGGACAGGGCUUCCCCUGCCAUCCUGCAGUCAGCAUUUGAACCCAAGAGAAGUUCUUCUGAUCUGGGGGGCAAAUGCUGCUGCAUGCCCUUGGUGCUGAUGGGGAGGGAGGGAGCUGAUCUCUGGGGGUGCUGGGCCCGUGGCCUCAGCUUCCACCGGGGUCUGGAGCCUCUCUCCCUGUGAAACAGGUGCUGCUGCUCCUACCUGGUCCUGAUUCUGGGGGGGGGAGAAGAAUGAGGCUGGGACUUGGGCCCUGGAUUCAGGAUCAGACUUGGCACGAAUGUGAAAAACCCCAUGUGGGGACAUGCAAGAGGCAGCAGCGGCAUCUCAGCCAGAGCUGUGAAACCUGCAGCAGUGCAGGGUUUAGUCUAAGUUUAACUUGAGCUCUGUAAGGAUCCAGGCUGCUGGUGUUCAGGGAUUCACUGUUUUCCUCCUUUUCGGGGGGUUUGGCGUGGGCAGAGCUCCGCCUGGGUGGUCCAGGAUGGUGCCUGAGCUGUACAGCCCUGCUUCUCCAGCCUGCUGUGCCUCAGGGGUUGGAUGUGCUGCAGAGUCCUGGCUGAUCUGAGGCCACUGCAGUGCCCUACCCCAGCCAGGAGCAUCACCAUGGUCUCCCGAGGUGGCCAUGGUCUCCUUUGCAGCGUCUGUCUCACCUUAGCCUUACUUUAGGGCACGCAGAAAGCAAAGGCAGAAACUUGGCAACCAGGGAAGUUGUCUUUGCCCAUCCUUAAUCUACAGAAAAGGGCUCAAAUCCAUCGUUCCUUGCUGGUUUCAUUCCAGCUGUGGUUGGUCUGGUGUGUGCUGCUGGGAGCCCCUCAGGUGGCUUUGGGGAGGAAAGAGCUACUAAUGAAGGAUUUGCCUCCUCGGGGUUAUUUCUUUGCUUUGAAGAGCACCCAGCUCAGCUCUGCACUUUAUCCCUCUGCCUCCCCUUCCUCUGCAAACUCCCACUUUUUAAGCCGAUGCAGGACAAGUGAAGGACACUUGUCUGCACCCAGCAGUGUCACCCCCCCAUCACCACCCGUGUCCCCCAUCUUUCAUUUGCUGCUGCCAUCCAGGACAGCACGGCAGGAGGGGGGAUGUUGGGCCCUCAGGGCUUCCUCCAACUUUGACCACUUUUAGGCACUUUUUUCCCCCUGUCUUGGUUUGCACAGCGGCGUUGUGGCCCCAGCACUGUGGAGGUGACCGCCGCUCCUUCACAGCCGUGCCGUCCGUGCCAGGCCGCCGGGGUGGCCUGGGGGCCACCAGUGUGACCUGGGGGCCACUAGUGUGACCUGAGUGUGCUGCCAGUGUGACCCAGGUGCCACUGGUGUUGACAUGGGUGCUGUUGGUGUGACCCAGGUGCCACCAGUGUGGGUGUGUACUGCCGGUGUGACCCAGGUUCCACUGCUGUGACCUGCGUGCCACCAGUGUGACCCAGCAGCUACCACUGUGAUCUGGGCACUGCUGGUGUGACCCAGGUGCUGCCAGUGUGACCUGGGUGCCACCAGCGUGAUCCAGGUGCCACCAAUGUGACCUGGGUGCUGCCGGUGUGACCCAGGUUACCUUGGUGUGUCUGUGUGCUGCCAGUGUGACCCAGGUGCCACCUGUGUGACCUGGGUGCCACCGGUGAGAUCUGGGUGCUGCUAGUGUGACCCAGGUGCCACCAGUGUGACCUGGAUGCUGUCAGUGUGAUCUGGGCACCACCAGCAUGACCCAGGUGCUGCCAGUGUGACCUGGGUGCUGCUGGUGUGACCCAGGUGCCACCAGUGCGGGUGUGUGCUGCCAGGGUGACCUGAUGCCACUGGUGUGGCCGGGUGUCACCGGUUACCAUAGAAAGCAAUAAUUCCUCAUCGGGCCUUUCCCUUCAGGGAUUUCUGUGCUGGAAGCAGGAGAAGCUUUGGGGUGAGAAAUCCCACUGACAUGAUUGUUUAUUUUGUGUUUGAUUGUUCGUUCUGCUUUGCCCUCCCACUGCUGGCCUGGCCCGAGCUUGGGUUGGUGCCUGCAGCAGAAGGGGGGGUGUUAAUUAUUCUGGGUAAAAUUUGAGCAAAUUCCUGUGUCUGGGGAAAAAAAAAAAAAAGGUUAUUUUUUUUCUUUGCUGUUAAUACCUGUGAUUAUUUUAUACGGUAAAUUUUAAAGCUUAUGGUUUUAUAAUUUAAUAAAGGUGACGGUAUUUGCGGGCAGGCACGUGGUGGCUGCAGUCACAGAAUCACAAAAUUAUUGGGGUUGGAAGUGACCUCUGGAGAUCAUCCAGUUCAACCUGGAGCAGGUGACACAGGAAGGAGUCCAGGUGGGUUUGGAAUGUCUCCGGAGAGGGAGAUUCCACGCCCUCCCUGGGCACCUAUUCCAGCGCUCUGACACCCUCAGUGUGAAGAAGUUCUUCUGCACAGAAUCACUGAAUAUCCUGAGCUGGGAGGGACCCACAGGGAUCAC
Messenger RNA from Neopelma chrysocephalum (saffron-crested tyrant-manakin), 5107 nucleotides. It is a transcript of the gene PGAP6, whose product is annotated as transmembrane protein 8A. The transcript has 14 exons. Gene Ontology annotation, cellular component: plasma membrane. Lineage: Eukaryota; Metazoa; Chordata; Aves; Passeriformes; Pipridae. The coding region runs from base 1 to 2313 and encodes 770 amino acids. The record is from RefSeq and is a predicted model, not a curated record.